Salvelinus fontinalis (brook trout) is the source of this 2221-nucleotide messenger RNA. It is a transcript of the gene hinfp, whose product is annotated as histone H4 transcription factor. NCBI's taxonomy places the organism in Eukaryota, Metazoa, Chordata, Actinopteri, Salmoniformes, Salmonidae. The record is from RefSeq and is a predicted model, not a curated record. Gene Ontology annotation, molecular function: RNA polymerase II cis-regulatory region sequence-specific DNA binding; DNA-binding transcription factor activity, RNA polymerase II-specific. Gene Ontology annotation, biological process: anatomical structure development; regulation of transcription by RNA polymerase II. The coding region runs from base 258 to 1715 and encodes 485 amino acids. The transcript has 9 exons.
UGGUUAUUCUUUCUAGUCUAAAUAAUUGAGCAAUUGUGCUUUCGAUUUUUCAUUAAAAUCGUUUCUUGCUAGCUACAUUACUUUUCAACACGAUAUCAUAACGUUGUCACACGUGGAUACUACUGCCGUUAGUUAGCUAAUUUGCUAAUUCCUAGCUUAGCUACCGUUUGUUAGCAAGGACAUUUUCGUUGUCAUAUAAGGUUAGCUUUUUGCGUUAGACACGACCGUUCAUGUGUGAACGUAUAGUGUGAGAUUCGAUGCCUCCUGCAAGCAAACGGGCGAGAAAAGAGGACUCGCCGCUGGAGUUGGCGUGUGAGUGGGGGUCCUGCCAAGAGUCGUUCGAUCGGAUGCAGGAGUUCUGCGAGCAUGUGGAGGGUCACCUCAAGGCGCUGGACAUAGAGGACGGGGGAAAUUACUCAUUUGAGGAGCACAGCUGUCUAUGGAAAGAGUGUGGGUUCUGCUCUGUGGAGAGUGCUGAGGAGUUUAAGCGCCACGUCUAUUUCCACUGUUACCACACCAAGCUGAAGCAGUGGGGCCAGGGGGUACUCAAGGCCCAGCCCAGCAUCGACACCUGCACCAUUGGCCUCCACAACCGCAACAUCGUGCCUGACAUCACAGACAACUUCAUCUGCCAGUGGGAGCAAUGUGAGCAACCCUCCCUUGCCAACCCAGAGUGGUUCUACCGCCAUGUGGAGAUGCACAGUAUGUGUAUGGAUGUACCCUCUGCUGAUAAGGAGCUCCUGGUGCGCUGUGGCUGGAAGGACUGCGAGGCCACGUUUAAAGGGCGUUUUAAGCUGCGGGAGCACCUGCGGAGCCACACUGGGGAGAAGGUGGUGGCCUGCCCAAUCUGCGGAGGGAUGUUCGCCAACAACACCAAGUUCUUUGACCACAUCAGGCGGCAGACCACCAUCGAGGGUCAGAGGUUCCAGUGCUCCCACUGCUCUAAGCGCUUUGCAACAGAGAGACUACUGCGGGACCACAUGAGGAAUCAUGUAAAUCACUACAAGUGUCCAUUGUGUGACAUGACCUGCCCGUCCCCCUCCUCACUGCGGAACCACAUCAAGUUCCGCCAUAGCAACGAGAAGCCUUACAGCUGUGAAUACUGCGAGUACAGCUGUAAGAACCUGAUCGACCUUCGUAAACACCUGGACACCCACAGCACUGAGCCGGCCUACCGCUGUGACUUCAGCAACUGUGACUACACCACACGCUCACUGCACUCCAUCAAGAACCACUACAAGAAAGUACACGAGGGAGAUUUUGUGGCUCGCUACAAGUGUCAUGUCUGUGAGCAGUGCUUCACUAGGGGAAACAACCUCACUGCCCACCUCCGCAAGAAGCACCAGUUCAAAUGGCCCCCUGGGCACCCCCGAUUCAGGUAUAGAGAGCACGAGGACGGCUUCAUGCGUCUGCAGCUGAUCCGCUAUGAGAGCGUGGAGCUGACUGAGCAACUGAUGAGAGAGAGACCGGAGGGCCACGAGGGGGAGGGGGAGGACGCUGCCCGGACAGAUGUCCUGGGGCCUGGGGAGGAUGCCAGGGUAGUAGCACACUCCACGGAGGUACAGGUGGAGCUGAGAGGGGUGCUGUUGGAGGGGGAGCAGGGAGAGGGUGUGUUCUAUGAUUUGACUGGGGGGGACUCGUCUCGGGCGGGGGAGGACACUGUGAUCCUGCAGCUACAGGACACUGCUCAGCAGCUGGGCAUGCAGGUAGCGUGACCACUACAACCCCUCACAUGGACACGCUGCUCAUCUAAUGGCUCGUUCCUCUGAGAUUCUGAGCAGUGACACAGCACAGAGGCACCAGGGCUAAGGGAAGGACGGGAGAGCUUUACCGGUUUUUGAGCACACCUGUCUACUGAGUACGAGGAGGGGGGGAACUCUUCAAGGAUUCACAUGGUAUGGAUUGAAGUGAACAGUGGCUCCUAAAUAUUGGGAUUUAACCAGCAGGACUGGCCUUACCUGCCCUCACUGCAGGGGCCCACACUCCUCAUAGCACUCUGUCAGAAGAUAUGGAGGUGAUAUUGUGGAUGUGAUUUCUUGGGCUGUUUUCCAACGUCUGAUCUGCCGUUGUUGGCGACCGAGACAGUUGCUAUGUUUUGCAUUAUGAACAACUUUGAGCUGAAUGGACUUCAUAGUGAUAUACUAUAAAGCAGGAUCAAUGAGUUAGCCAGCUGACUAAGUAGUCUUAUAUAACUUGUUAUAUAUUUUUUGGUGGGGGGGGG